Messenger RNA from Daphnia pulicaria, 1689 nucleotides. RefSeq lists its product as uncharacterized. The record is from RefSeq and is a predicted model, not a curated record. Lineage: Eukaryota; Metazoa; Arthropoda; Branchiopoda; Diplostraca; Daphniidae. The transcript is spliced from 4 exons. Gene Ontology annotation, cellular component: perinuclear region of cytoplasm. Gene Ontology annotation, molecular function: transmembrane transporter binding; Hsp70 protein binding. Bases 15 to 1607 code for a protein of 530 amino acids.
UGCACAUUAAUGCAAUGAGGGAGGAGAGCACCAUCCACGUCUUCAGCAAGAUCCUGCAGGGGGUUGUCACACAAACAGAGGAGAAAUUAAUAGAAACAGUCAAAAGUGAAUUGCAAACUAAGGAAAUGGUUUUUGAAGAGAAGCUAAAAACACUAGAAUCGCUUCAAAGUAACGUUCAAGCGUACUUGACUUUGAGCACAGCAUUUAUCAGUUCUGCGUCCAAAUUCGAGCUACUGAAACUUGCCAACGGAUUGGUGGAGCGCCUUUCUGACAUUGGGAACGUUGUUCAACCAGCCAAAAUAUCUCCAGAAAAUAGUCUAAUUUCAUCAAACUUUAAGGCUGAAUUCAGCCAGAGCCUCAAAGAAUUAUUACACCAAGAACUUUGGAUGCACAAUCAUUUGAUCAGUCUCAAUGAUCAUCCAUCUGUGCCUAAAAACACUGGGGAAGAUGUGAGCAAACCUCAACAGAGUUGCUGCACCACCAACUCCAAUCUUGUGAUGCAGGAAUCUGAAAUCAAAGUUCCUCUGCCAUUUCUAGGACGCAGCCAGUCACUGCUGAAUAUUCCACUAGAUCUCAACAAACAAUUAAUAACUACCGUAGAGCCAAAAGUAGCGGCAGUAGUCCAGCAGCAACAAGCAGCAGCAGUUCCGUCCAUUCAACCGCCCAUGUUGACAGCUCCUCAGCCGGCCCGGAGGACGACGGGGGCAACUACUAAGCGAAGUGUCAACAAAACCGAUGCAAAGUAUCAAUCAUUGCCACACAGCGUGAAAGAAGGGCAACACAAAGCCCAGCACCGACGAGAGGGGUCUUCUACCAUGCCACAUCCUGUGAGAUCGAAGAGUGUCGAAGCCAAAUCGGCCCAACAUCAACAACAGCAGCAGCAAUACGAUAUUAGUCAGUUGGAAUUGUUCGCCGCCAUCCAUCAAUCACGUCAAGCUGUCAGCAGCCGGAGCAAUAGUAAAAAUCUGACGGUAACUUCAGCACUUGUCGGAGUACGGCAGUCGGAUAGGAAUGGCACGUCUCGGGGGUCGUCGUCGGAACAGAAAAAUGGAAAAAUGUCUGGUGUUGCCGCUGAUCCUGUAGAGAAAAGCGUUUCAUCAACUGCCAAAAAUCCUUCCGGCCAUGUAUGCGUGGUCCAGGCUUUAGUUCAUCAAGACGGUGACGUCGUAAGGAAUUCGGCUGCUGCCACUCAUGCGGAAGCUAGCGCAAGAAUACAGCGGAGUCAAAGGACAUGGGAGCCAGUGUACGAGCCCCUAGCAGGCCCCCAUGUAGGGCGACCGACAAAAACUGAGGCGGAAACAUCUGAAGCCAGCAUAGAAUUGACAGCGGAUCAAGUGCGGCAGCUAAUCCGGGCUAUUUCGGCAGCCCAGUCGAAUUCAGCCGGAUCGAUUGGUGGCUGUUGGUCAAGUGAAAUGAACCGGCCACCAGUCAACAGUAGUCAAAUCCCUGAAAGAGAUGUUGCGGUGACCAGUAAGCAACCUCUUGCGCAUCGUAACAUCCACCGUAACGACAGCUUUGAAGGUCACGAAGAAGCUGUUCGAAUGCUGGUUGGAGCCAUACAAGAAAUACAGCAGCUAUGUACUGACAAAAAACAUGAUUCCAAUUAGUUUAUCGAGUUACAGAAAUUAUAUCUCAAACGUUUGAUUGUUUUCAUUUUCAUUCCCGAAAAUUAAAUUUGCAAGUCUGCCA